AUAGGCCAGAUAAACCGAGAACUCGCAAUCUUGCUGCCUCGCCUUCCUGAGGGCGGCAAUACGACCUUGGCCUUGAAACAAAGAACAAAGAGCGGGUUCAGUUGCCUUGCAACAUUAUUGGCUAAUCAAUGUCAGUUGCAUUCUGGGAAUAGAAGUUCCUAUGGCCCGGAUAUGUCGACAAAUGAUGACGAGACUAACGUCAUACGUUCUGCUCUGGUCUGGACCUCCGUGGAGCUUAACUGUUUCACAAUGCAAAGUUUGCCACGUUGCGACAACCUCUAGGUAUGUGCAACAGGCCUUCGGGUCAACUCCGAACACCAACUGAAGUCCUACCUUUUCUCACCGGUUUGCACAAUCUUCUUGAAGCUGGUGAUCCAGCCUCCCACCCUAUCCAAGAGCUAAAGACAGCGUCAGCUCACUGCCUACCAGCAGAGUGAGAUGGGACGGACGUCAAAGGAUAAACGGGAUGUCUACUACCGCCUGGCCAAGGAGAAUGGCUGGCGGGCCCGGAGUGCCUUCAAGCUACUUCAACUGGAUGAGGAAUUCCAACUCUUCCAAGGUGUGAAACGAGCAGUUGACCUGUGUGCAGCCCCAGGCAGCUGGAGCCAGGUGCUGAGCCAGAAGGUUAGGGGCCAGAGUUCCGGUCAGGUGGUGGCUGUGGACUUGCAGGCUAUGGCUCCGCUCGCAGGCGUGAUACAGAUACAGGGGGACAUCACUCAGCUUUCCACUGCCAAGGAGAUCAUCAAGCACUUUGAGGGCUGCCCUGCCGACCUAGUAGUGUGCGACGGGGCUCCUGAUGUCACUGGCCUCCAUGAUGUCGAUGAGUACAUGCAGGCCCAGCUUCUGCUAGCUGCUCUCAACAUUGCUACGCAUGUCUUGAAGCUAGGGGGCUGCUUUGUAGCCAAGAUAUUCCGAGGCCGGGAUGUAACUCUUCUCUACAGCCAGCUUCGUGUCUUCUUCUCCAGUGUGCUGUGUGCCAAGCCCAAGAGCAGCCGGAACUCCAGCAUUGAGGCCUUUGCUGUUUGUCGGGGUUAUGACCCUCCUGAGGGCUUCAUUCCAGACCUGACCAGACCCCUGCUGGACCACUCGUACGACUUAGAUUUCAACCAGCUGGAUGGUCCCACCCGUAUUAUUGUGCCCUUUGUGACCUGUGGGGACCUCAGCGCCUACGAUUCGGAUCGCAGUUACCCUCUGGAUCUAGAAGAUGGCUCCGAGUACAAAUAUACUCCGCCCACACAGCCCCCCAUCUCACCCCCAUACCAGGAGGCCUGCAAGUUGAAGAAGAAUGGACAGCUGGCCAAGGAGGUCCUCCCCCAAGACUGCUCCAUCAACAGAAUAGACAAGUUGCCCCAGCCUCUGACUGUUCCUCAUUGUCUUACUCUGCUAGCCCCCAAGGUGGAAGACAAUGAAAUGAAUUGUUCAUCUUAACACGUUAAGGAUUUGCAGUAAAACUCAAAGUAAUACAACUCAGAAGCUGCUGCCUGUCAGAAAAACCAGAAGCUGGCUUGAGGAGUUUGCUAGAGUGGGGACCUGCAACAACUCCAUGACGACAAAGAACCCGAGGAAGUCUGCGGAGCUGCAGUAGGAAUUUCUGGAGACUGAGCACACGCCUCUUCUUUCAGCCUCUCCUGGGGUGUCCUGAAUAGGUUCAGGAUUUCCUCCCCCCGAAAAGCGGGGGUUCUUACCAUGGAUAACCAUCAGGGACCUCCACCAACUUGAUGGAGGAAAAUGUUACACCUUCUUCACUCUAACUGAAGUUCAGCUUUAUUUAUUCCCAGUCAGUGAACAUUGGCAACCAAUCAACAGUAAAAGCCCUACCUAUGCAAGUCCCUUACUUUUUAUGAUACAGUUCAUAGGCAUCUGAAAUACUGCUCGUAUUUCUCGCUGCUUUGGAUAAUAGCAGAUUUUAUAAAUCAGUCCUAUAAUUAAACAUCCCAUCUAUUACUGCAUCCCAAUUUUUCCUGAUUGGUUGGUCAGGUAUUUUUAAGACAGUAUCUUCCUAUAUAGCCUAGACUGCCCUCAAACUCAAGAUCCUCCUGCAUCUGUCCCCUGAGUGCUGAGAUUACAGGCCUGUGCCACCAAACCUGGCUGCUGUAUCCCAGUUUUAUUUCAAUUAAAUAGACGGUGAUAACUGUA
Molecule: messenger RNA, 2136 nt
Organism: Peromyscus californicus insignis
Lineage: Eukaryota; Metazoa; Chordata; Mammalia; Rodentia; Cricetidae
Gene: Ftsj1
Product: FtsJ RNA 2'-O-methyltransferase 1
Exons: 13
Coding region: 439-1428 (329 amino acids)
Biological process (GO): cytoplasmic translation; tRNA methylation
Cellular component (GO): cytoplasm
Molecular function (GO): tRNA methyltransferase activity
Source: RefSeq, a predicted model, not a curated record